UUUGUAGAUUUGCAAUCUAUACGCCGCCUGCUGGAACAUGACACCAGUGGAAACGUUUGCCCCAGUUGUCGUAUUUCAUUCGAUAAAGGCAAACGACGGAAACUGAUCGACACUUGUGGCCAUGAACGCUGUUAUUCCUGCAUGUUUCGCAAUGAUCAGUGUCCAAUGUGCACGAAUGGUUCGCUUAAAGACGUUGACUGCAGUAAUGCUCAAGGCGGCUAUGACACCGGCAUUGGUGGUUCAACUUCAACAAUUGUAAGCCCUCUGGGAUCGCCACAACCGCAAUUACGAUCACAGGCCCAACGUACAAAUGCCGCCGCGCUCUCUAGAAACGCACAACAGCAAAACCGGCAAGAGUCUCUAUCACCGGAACAUCACCGUUAUGCCAGCAUUGGAAAAUUACCUAAGGCUGUUUCUAGCACUAAAGGAGCAACAACAUAUACUGUUGUUGCUGAUGUACAUAAUAGCAAUUAUAGCGAAAUCAAUGCAUCCUCAUUUGCCACACCACCGACACGACGUCGUUUCUUCAAUCAUAAAAAUCUACGAAAUGCUUUAACUGGACAUAGACGUGCCGCUUCAAAUGGCGGUUGUCCUAUUGACACUGCUACGAUAUUAUCAGGCGGUGAAAAUCUUAACAACGAUCGGAAUGCAACGUCAAUCGAUAAGCAAAACGAUCAAUUACGCACCCGUCUUGGUCUUCUACUCCUCGAUCAAGAUCAAAACGUUAACGGAAACACAAGAGCAAGCAGCAGUUCAUCACACAAUAUAAGUCCAGAGCAAACAUUACUACCGAAUGGUGGCAGCAACAUCUAUAAUAACGACAGCUUUGGCAGUCAACUAUCAGUUGUGACGAAAGACGAUGCACUAAGUUUAUCAGAUAAAUUUAAAGCCAAUUGUUCUCUAACUGACGGUAGUAAUGGCUAUGAACCAUUUCCCGUGAAAACACGCAAAUCCGCAGCACGCCGUUCAGCACGAUCGGCACAAGUAAGUGGUGUUAGUAAACGUAACGCCAUUUAUAAACCGAGCAUACAAGCACCACCUGUGCAACAACUAGCAUUAAAACCACUAUUCUUUGAGGUUCCUUUGCCAGAACCAGAUCCUCCAUUUGUUGGUCGUCAGUGGUUAUUGCGUGAACUUUCAAAUGUAUUAACAGCAACGGAAACACCAGGUGUAUUAAUAAAUGGUAAUCCAGGUACUGGCAAAACGGCUUUGAUAUUACAACUUGUCGAGUACUCAUGCUUUGGCAGACGUAAAGAUACCUUAAGUGCAGAUCCUGAUGGUAUAUACUCUCAAAUCAAUGUAGGACAUGAGCGUAUACGUGCAUUAGCCUCCUAUAUUGUGGGUUAUCAUUUCUGUCAAGCCGAUUCAAGUUCCACGUGUUUAGUACCAGAUUUUGUCCAUUCACUGGCCGCACAAUUAUGUCAAGCACCGCAGUUAGCCGCCUAUAGAGAUUAUUUGCUUAGCGAACAACAUUUACAAGACAUAUUAAAUGUUAAGGAAUGUAUUGCUGAUGCCGAACGUGUUAUGCGUAUGGCCAUAUUAGAGCCAUUGACAAUACUUAAAAAAUCUGGCAAAAUACCAGCAAAAACUUGUGUUAUACUUAUUGAUGGUCUUUGCGAGGCUGAGUAUCAUCGUCCCGAUCAUGGUCAUACCAUAGCCACAUUUCUUGCUAAGAUGACACAACAUUUUCCUUCAUGGUUGAAAGUAGUUGCAACUGUGCGCACACAAAUGUUAGAUUUUGUAAAAGGUUUGUCUUAUACAAAAAUGACUUUGGACAGUUGGGCAUCCAAUGAUCUUUUGCAAAAGGACAUGCUGGACUAUAUAACAUUCCGUGUUAACCACAGCAUUGAAAUACAGAGCAAUAUUGGAACUGUUAAAGACAACAGCACAGGCCAGUUAAAAUUCGUUGGACACUUACAAACCCUAACAAGAGGUUCCAUGCUUUACGCCAAACUUAUACUAGAUCUCAUUGAACGUGGACAGUUGGUGAUCAAAUCCACUAGCUAUAAAGUACUACCAGUAUCGUUAGCGCAGAUAUUUUUAUUACAUUUUAAUUUGCGUUUUCCUACCGCCAGCAGCUUUGAAAAAGUUGCGUCUAUAUUGAAUGUCUGCUUGGCUACCCUAUACCCAUUGACACUUAAUGAAAUAUAUUAUACAAUAUGUGCUAUGAAAACUGAUGAAGUUAUAAGUCUUGAUGAAUUUCUUCAACGCUUUAAAUUACUAGAUGGCUUCCUAAUAAAACGCAUUGACAAUACUUAUAUGUUUUUCCAUUCAUCCUUUCGAGAAUGGCUUAUACGACGCGAUGAAGGCGAGUCUACAAAGUUUUUGUGCGAUUUUCGUUUAGGACAUGCUGCUAUUGCGUUUAGACUUUCACGUCUGCAAGCGCCAUUAGAUCCAGAGCAAACACUAGAGCUUGGACAUCAUAUGCUAAAAGCACAUAUCUAUCGUAAUUGUCAAGGCGGUAUAAUUCCACGAGAUGUGCAGUCAUAUUGGAUGGCUUCAGUAACAGAUAAUAUUUCCGCAGCUCUUGGGUCGCUGCGAAACGUUUAUAGCCCAAAUGUAAAAGUUUCUCGUUUGGUAUUGCUUGCUGGUGCUUCACCUCAUUACCGCACAGAGUUCAUGGGUGAAGCCCCCAUAUUAUGCUUAGCUGCUUAUGAGGGCAUAGUUCCUAUGGUGAGUUUGCUACUAGAAUUUGGUGCAGAUGUUACCUUAACAAACAGUCAAGGUAGCACACCCCUUAUAUUAGCGGCUAUGCGUGGACACUGUGAUGUUGUUCGUCUAUUGGUUGCUGCUGGCAGCAGUCUGGGACAAACAGAUAUAACACAACGUUGUGCUCUGGUGCAUGCAGCACGCACUGGCCGUUUAAAUGUAGUUAAGUAUUUAUUGGCUUGUGAUUGGACACCGCGUCCAAACACAGAUGACAUGAGCUUAAAUGCAGCCAUACAACAAGCACUAAUUGCUGCUGCGGGUAAAGAUCAUGUAACUAUACUAGAAGAUCUAUUAGAAGUAGAUGAUGUUGACAUAAACGAAGUAGAGCAUUCCACAGGUGACUUAGCCAUCACAGCUGCAGCACGCAACGGUUGUAUAGAUGCGCUUGGUAUACUCAUUUCACGAGGUGCCAAAAUUGAUGCCUACAAUAAACAAGGAUUCACAGCACUCUGGUUAGCCGUAAAAGAAGGACACUGGGCAGUGGUGGAAAAAUUAUUACAAAACGGCGCUGAUAUAGACGAAGCGGUGGGUGCUACGAAGAAGACUCCGCUAAUGAUUGCAGCUGAAGAGGGACAUAUUGAAUUGUUGGAACUGUUAACAGAUCGUGGUGCAACAUUAGAGGCACAAGAUCACGAUGGAUUUACCGCUCUCUCUUGGGCUUGUUUACGUGGACGACAGACUGCAGCUAAAUGUUUAAUUGAGAAGGGCUGUGAUAAAAAUCAUGCUGAUAACAAUGGACGUACAGCUUUAGAUUUGGCAGCCUACCAAGGAUCGGCAAAUUUGGUGCAAUAUUUGCUUGAACAAGGAGCCAAUAUUGAACAUGUAGACGUUAAUGGCAUGCGUCCGCUAGAUCGCUCUAUAGCAUGUCGAAACAUACAAGUUGUACAGGUGUUCUUAAGGAAAGGUGCAAAAAUUGGACCAACCACAUGGAGCAUGGCAAUGGGUAAACCAGAGAUAUUGAUAGUACUCCUCAAUAAAUUGCUGGAAGAUGGUAAUGUGUUAUAUCGUAAAAAUCGUUUUAAUGAUUCUGCUUACCGUUAUCAAUAUGCAUUGAGGAAAAUUAAAACUUUGGAAAAUUUAGUAGAGCGUAGCAGCGUUUUUGCACAGUUACGUACAAAUUUAUUGCUAAAUCUUUCACGCUGUAAGCGAAAAUUAAAUGAACUUGAAGAAUCCAUUGAUUUAGCGACGCAGGCGAUAGUGCAAAAACCACAAAGUUACGAAGGCUAUUACGCACGUUGCAAAGCACGCAUGGAGAAUGGUGAAGUCAAUGAAGCAUUGGUUGAUGCUAACGAGGCAAUGCAAAAGGCAGCUCAUAGUGGAGUUGGAUCGGAAGUAAUAGAAGUACUCAAACGUAUACAAACCGAACUGUUAAAUCGUAUAACUAAUGAUGACAGUCAAGCGAAAGCGUUACGCAAAUAUGAAACCAAUGCCGGUGCAGAAAAUAUCUUGAGAGUGACAGAAUCUCAACAUGAGAUCACUGAUUUAUAAUUUUUGCAUUUAAAAAUUAAUGGAGGUCUUUCUUUUUUGUUUCUUAUUUAUAAUAGAUAAAA
Messenger RNA from Teleopsis dalmanni, 4259 nucleotides. RefSeq names its product protein TANC2 (gene rols). The annotation marks the transcript as partial. Gene Ontology annotation, molecular function: protein binding. The transcript is spliced from 5 exons. Lineage: Eukaryota; Metazoa; Arthropoda; Insecta; Diptera; Diopsidae. The record is from RefSeq and is a predicted model, not a curated record.